UAAACAUUAUUCGUAGAUGGCGAGUGCGUAUGCGCGGUGAAACAGUUUCCUACCAAUGCUCCGAACAGAAUUUGAUGAAUGAAACUAACUUCAUAGAGUGUUGUGAAAGUUCCACGGCAUUUCAUUAGUGUAGAGCAGAAGAGAGAAGAAACAGAAGAAAGAAGUGUUUCCAAGAAGAUUGUCCACUAAUGCAUUCGUCUGCUUGUGCUUUAUUGCGACUGCAGAGGCAGUUGCAUGCGUCGGUCAUCUGAUGGGUUUCUAACUGAACUAGAAAGACCGAAGAAGAUCGUAGGCACAUGGAAGUGAACAAAAACACAAUCCUCGAAGAAAAAUUACGAGAGGCUGCGUGCUAUGGAGACGAAGAGGCGGUUAAAACGUUGCUGGAGCGGAACGUUCGUAUCAACGCGCAGCAUGACAUCAAUGGAUGGACACCCCUGCACUGGGCUGCAAAAAGGAGUAAUGUCAACAUGGUCAGGUACUUGCUCUCUCAAGGUGCAGAUCCAUCCCUAACAUCUGCGAAAGGAGAGGCCCCAUCCGCCAUUACCGACAAUGAAGAAAUACGCCGUCUGCUUGGUGAGAUGAGCCCGGUUGAGACGAAGGCAUCCUCUCUGCCUAUCACCCCUCACUUUGUGAGUCAUCCUCCCCUGGACUACAAAGUGGAUCUAUCAGAGAUUCAUGGCAGGACGUCUGAGCACGUUUCGGACAUCAAGAGCACCUCUUCUUUCGUGGAAGAAAGUGACAUAGUGCUCAAGCUCCGGAUCGCAUACCUGGAUGACCCGGACUUCAUUGAGGUGGAGUUGCCACGGAAGGACCUCACCCUGGCCAACCUAUUGCGGACGUCUUGCGAGGAAUUGGGGGCAGACCCAAAAAGGGUAUGCAAGAUUCGUAAGCUUCCGAACACUAUUAUACGCAAGGACAGGGACGUGCAGCGUCUUGCACCUGGCCAAGAACUGGAGCUCGUCCUGGACACCAUCCAGCCCCAAGCCAGUUCCCCACCUGUGGUGCGGCGACUGUCUGGCCUGAACCUGGGGGUCCCACCCGGCUAUCUACCUCCACCCGCUCAGUGCACCAAUGGGACACCCUUUGCAAAAUCCUCGUAUUGCAUCAACGGAACCAUUUUGUACUGAAUGACGGAUCAGUCGAAAAGCUUAUGCAAGCGGGACGGAGUGAAAGUGCGGCCAACUUUAGUCCCCCCGAUUUGCUCUUGUGUUACAAGUGCAGGAAGUUGUGGGAGUGCUGCAGGAAUGCGGGACCAAAGAGGUGCGAGACGUGCAGAACAUCCCGUAUGCUGCUCGGGAACAGUAGUGCCAUAUUAUUAGGUGCUAUUCAUGCACAAGGCGUGCUUUUCUUUUGGGGUCUGCUUCCCCCUACGUGGAGACCCACAUGCACUAAUUUAUUGAAGGCACGGCAUGCAUGUAUACCAUUUCGGACCUGGUUAUGCAACAACUAGCAGCAAAAUGGCACGCAAUACUGUGGUCUCUGCUUGCAGUUUCCUUUGAAAGGCAUUUACUGAAUAAAGCUCUUUCACAAGUG
Messenger RNA from Ornithodoros turicata, 1533 nucleotides. RefSeq names its product ankyrin repeat domain-containing protein 40-like. NCBI's taxonomy places the organism in Eukaryota, Metazoa, Arthropoda, Arachnida, Ixodida, Argasidae. Gene Ontology annotation, molecular function: protein binding. The transcript is spliced from 5 exons. The coding region runs from base 297 to 1127 and encodes 276 amino acids. The record is from RefSeq and is a predicted model, not a curated record.